Molecule: messenger RNA, 528 nt
Organism: Pocillopora meandrina
Lineage: Eukaryota; Metazoa; Cnidaria; Anthozoa; Scleractinia; Pocilloporidae
Source: the annotation of a GenBank genome assembly
AUGAUGAAAGUCUUAGUGGAACAAAUUAAGCAGUUACAAGAGCAGAUGCAAAGUUUUCGGCACAUGUUUACCUUUGUGCAACAACAGCAGUCUCAAAUAAUUAUGAAGGUUCUAGAAAAACAAAACUAACUUGGCUCGGUUUUGCAUGAUGAUUUCGAUAAUUAAUUAUUAUGAGUAAUCAAUUAGACUGCUAGCAGUCUGCCUUUUCUCUCAAAAUCCGUCUAAUUCCUAUCUCAGUCAUCCGGCACGAUUGCAAACCGCGACGUUGUUGUUACAAUAAGGGAUUGAGACGAGACUAGAAAGCAAAAGUUAAUCACAAUCACCAUAAUCAUAAUCACUUUUUUUAAAUUUCUUUUUUAAUAAUUAAUGUGAUUUUUGACGUUUAUACCAUAUAACGAAUGCCUCACCGAGUCUUCAAUUACUGAACCACUCCCAAACCGCGACGUCAUGGACCACCGAGCCUCAGUUACUUACCAUCUAGUGGAAGAGGGAACCAAACGCGAGAGAGCCAUGCCUAUAGAUAGUCUU